AUGGAUCAUCAACAUUCUUCUUCACAUCAAAACGAAAAUGACAUUUCUACCGCCGUCUGUAGAAUAUGUCGUGGCGAGAACUCCGAAUCAGAACCUCUUUUCCAUCCAUGUAAAUGCAGUGGUAGCAUAAAAUACGUCCAUCAAGAUUGUCUCAAAGAAUGGAUUGAAAAAUCAAAUAAGCAUAUGGUUUGCGAUCUUUGCAAUACCAAAUUCAAAUUCUCAAAAGUGUACAAAUCUGAUAUGCCAUCAAAAAUCCCUCUGGAUAUCAUAACCAAAAACGCACUCUCAACUUUAAAACACACUCUCCUAUCAACAAUCCCCAAAACCCUCCAAACCAUCUUUGCCAUCUAUCUUUGGCUUCAUGUCCCUAUUAUCAUUCGGCAAUCUCUUACCCUCACCCUCUCUUUUGCCCAUACUCUAGUCAUUAACCCUAAGCCCCGCCAAUUCAAACAGAAACCUUUAACUCAAGAUUAUGCCAGAUCAGUCACAUAUCACUGGUCUCAGUUUUUCAUUGAUCCACGUAAAAUUUACCACUUUUUUUCAAAGCCCUCGGCUACUACCACAACUGCAACAACAUCAACUCCCACCGCAUCAACACAAGAUUUAUUAUCUCCACCUGACAGCCUUAACUUUUACCUCCAAGGAUGUGCUCUCAUUUUCUUUUUCAUUGUGCUUUAUCUCGCAAUUUCAAUGCUCAGAUGGGCGGUCCAGAGCGAAAUUGAACGCAUUACUGAAAAUGGUACAACCCUGAAAAAUUUCCUUGGUAUCGAGGAAAUGGAACAACAACUUCUUGAAGAGGAAAAAUCAAAAAUCAAAAUGCAGGAAGCCAUGCUUGAAAACAGAAUGAAUACUGAAUUAAGUAUUGCAGCAGCAGCAAUUGCUCGCGAUCACAAAAAUCAUACCCCGUUAACAAUAAACAAACCAAACUCUUUAAGAUCUACAAGGAACGUUUUUAAUGACAUGUUUCGCAGAUACUUUACAGAUCUUGCAGGCCUGAGCACUACCAAAAUAAUGACCUCUACCUCUCUUGCACCUCUUUGGCGCCCAGUCAUUUACCAAUAUUAUGUCAACCGCAUCAGCGAGUACAAUUACAUGGCGGCCCUGAUAAAGGACCCUAACGAGAAAUUCUUCCCUAAAUCACGCCUCGCUGCCCUUGCGGCGGAAAAGUCUAACAUGACCCCAGAAAAACUUAAACAAUACCAAAACCUUCUUCAAAGCUUGGUGGACGAAAAACUUCAGCUUCGUCAAACCAUUUUAUUUUUCCGCAUUGCAGAAGCAAUCAUACCCCCAGAAAAAUAUAAAGAAUAUUUCAAGGAUUAUCAAGAAAUCGUUUCCAACUGGAACUUUUUUUCGGAUACUUUUUCAUAUCAUGAUCAAAUUCAGGAAACUCACUUAGAACAAACUCCACUUGAUAUUCUUAUCACUGAUGUCAUUAGUUAUCUCGACAACAGACCAACACAAAAAACCCAAACAGUUGAAGCGCUUCACCACAUGCAGAUUAUUGUACGCUUUAAAAUGACAAUUAAACAGAUGUUCAUUGGUGCCUUUACUCAGCAACUAAAAUUAAAUCAACAACAACAACAACAACAACAACCAGAUAAUACUAAAGGUUGGCCACUGUUUCUUCGUCCUGGUGUUCUCGGAGCUUAUGAGCUGUUUCAAAAAAGUCUUUUAAAAUCUCGCAAAAUGUUUCGCGAAAACACACUCAAUGCUCUUCAAGAAUUACCAAUUGACAAUUUAAUUGAGAAUUACUUAACAAAAGAUUCAUCGACCGAUGACGGCGUUAUAAAUACUAAUGUUGAUUUUGACUUUUAUUAUAAGGCAUUCAAGGAAGCCGUUAAUGGAACUACUGUUUAUAUGUCUCCCAAGGUGAAGGCCAACAUUUUGACUACAGAUCCCAAUGAAAUGCCUGGAUUUGAUGAUGUUUACGAACAGUAUGGACACGAGUUUCGAGCUCAGGAAGAAGAUUUUACCGACCAACUUCAUAAUGAAAAUGAAAAUGAAAAUGUCAUGAACAAUAUUCCAGGCCAGUUCCGGCCUGGCGAUUUUGUUGCCGACGAUGACUUUGAGGCUGACAACCUUGAUCUAGAAGACCUACGUGAUAUUGCAAACUUUCUCAGUAUCACUGGGCCCCUCAAGGCCUUGCUUUUCAAGUUUGCUCUUACAGUAGCCCUUGGCUUUACCAUUAACUUUAUUGGUAUAGGCGUUCCUUACACUUUUGGAAGCUGUUGUUUUGUUGGUAUUGGCUUCCUUGUUGUUGGAACUAUUGACCUUUCUAUUUCUCUCGGAAAUAAAGUUGCUGAUAUGAUACUCUCUCGCUUUUUCCACAUUCUUGCUGGGUUUGUUGAAACCAAAAAGGAUUAUUAUCUGGCACUCUCUGCAAGGUACUGGUUGGAGUCUCAAAACCAAGCCCGUUUGGGAUCUUUCCUUUGGAGAUUUUUAUAUCAAGCUUAUGCUCCAUACCCUCACUCCUUUUUCUACUCGGUCACAUACAUCUUUACUGGCUUGGCAACUGUCAUUGCCAUUGGUUCUUACAUUGCCUAUGGUUCUUUCCGAAUCGCUCAGAACAUUACCAACCGUCGCACUGAAAUUGCCAUUAUUGAAAAUCUUCGUAUCUUUGGCUUGCUUGUUAAGGUUGUUAUAAUUACUGGAAUCGAACUCUUCUUUUUCCCCAUGAUGUGUGGCCUUUUGAUUUCUUGGGCACUUUUACCAAUUCUCCCCUCAAUCACUAUUGCCGAUACUAUGAAAUUUGCUCUUGACUGGCCUUUCAUUAGUCCCUUUGUCUUUUGGGGCUUGGGUACCUUGUAUAUGUUUCAGUUUGCUUAUUAUGUCAGUAUGUGCCGUGGUAUUAUGCGACCAGGUGUGCUUUACUUUGUUCGGGAUCCCAACGAUCCAAAUAUUCACCCGGUUGGCGAUAUUAUGGAACGUGAUAUUGUUUCCCAACUUGGAAAAAUUGGCAUUUCGGGUCUUAUUUACACUGCAUUGAUUUUACUCUGCAUCGGUGGUGUGGUGUGGUCUUUCCGUUAUGUUUUGGACUUCUCCUUUAUUCCCCUGACAAUGGAUCUCUCACCAGAGCUUAUUUCUCCCGGAAUUUAUUUGAACUUGUGUAUCAUUAGUAUUGCUCCAUUAUUGGCCAUCUCUCAGUACUUCAAGCCAGUAGCAAUUAUCCGCAAGCUAUGGACAAACAUUUUUGGAAAAGCUUGUCAUGCUCUUCGUCUUUCCUCCUUUAUUCUCAAUAAGCAAGUUCCUAUUGAACAAGGAUCUGUUCACUAUGGUAGUUUUAAGGCAUGGUUCAAGAAUGUUAAGCCUGACUACUCCAGCCCUAAAAAACCAGAGGAUCUUAAAACCAUUCCUCCUGAUUCCGCUUACUUUGUCCCCGAUGGAUGCUUUGUUCGUGCUCCGGCGUCAGAUAAUGCAGUCGUUCAGUUGAACAAUGACUUGAACCAUGGUCAAAAGGAUGGCAAGAUUAAAACAAAGCUUUUCCUUGUUGUUACAAAGGAUGACGAGCGGCUGGAUGGUCUUGAAGAUACUGAUAAUGACUUGAAAAACUAUAAUAUUGUCUACUGCCCUCCCCAUUUUCGAUGGAAAACAGCCGGGUUUCUUUCAGUGAUUUGGCUCUUUGGCAGCUUGAUUGUAUUUUCUGUUACUGGUCUUCCAAUAAUUAUUGGUCAAAUGCAGUUGCGCCUAUUACACCAGGCUACCACUGAGCAAAUUCAAAAGAAUACAUUACUAUGUGGAAUUGUUGGGUUCCCAUUUGCCAUAAUGGGCAUCACCGUGAUUGAUCAGUAUAGUAACAUUAAGGCUUGGGAACUACAAGUACGCGCUAGACAUGGCCACAUUUAUCGCAAUUACAAAAACCUGGCCAAACUGGUUUUUAAGUACUUUGCUCUAGGAUUGGCUUACACUGUUCUUGUCCCCUCUUUGCAGAUUUGGCUGAUUAUCACAGUUUUGGUUGAACCCAUUUUAGUGUUUACAUCCUAUCAUGCGCUCAUUACUAUGCGCUUUAAGCUUGAUAUUGCCUUUAUUCUCUAUGCCGUCUACCUUAACCUUCUUGUCUAUGCCUUACGGUCUAACCAGUGGGUCCCGAUUUUGAGCAAUAAUAUUGCCAAGGUGCUUGCGCCCAACCCUGCUGACGGAAACCUUCAGGGAGGCCCAUGGUCUCCAAAUGCAUUUGUUCCGUACAAGACAUUUGUGUCUAAGCUUUUAAUGCAGUUUGGCGUGAUUAAUGCACUUGGUUGGGCGGUUGGAAAGGGUGCGCACUAUGCUAUGUCAUCACCACUAGUCCCCGAGGUUAUUCAGCAUUCACCAGUUAUUCCUACGUUGGCUCAGUAUCCGUUUGUGGGUAUCUUUGCUCUUUUCUGUGUAGUUUAUUGCAUUGUUGCGGUCAUUAUGUUGGCCCGUGUUCUAUUCAACAAGUUCCGCGACGAUGAAUAUUUGGUUGGUGUUCAAAUUGAGAAUUUGAAUGGAUGA
Magnusiomyces paraingens is the source of this 4470-nucleotide messenger RNA. RefSeq lists its product as uncharacterized. The record is from RefSeq and is a predicted model, not a curated record. Bases 1 to 4470 code for a protein of 1489 amino acids. Gene Ontology annotation, cellular component: endoplasmic reticulum membrane. Lineage: Eukaryota; Fungi; Ascomycota; Dipodascomycetes; Dipodascales; Dipodascaceae. The transcript is spliced from 3 exons. Gene Ontology annotation, molecular function: zinc ion binding.